Argiope bruennichi is the source of this 6619-nucleotide messenger RNA. Its product is annotated as gamma-aminobutyric acid receptor subunit beta-like. Bases 31 to 1422 code for a protein of 463 amino acids. Gene Ontology annotation, molecular function: GABA-A receptor activity; extracellular ligand-gated monoatomic ion channel activity; neurotransmitter receptor activity. Lineage: Eukaryota; Metazoa; Arthropoda; Arachnida; Araneae; Araneidae. Gene Ontology annotation, biological process: signal transduction; monoatomic ion transmembrane transport; regulation of membrane potential. The transcript is spliced from 9 exons. Gene Ontology annotation, cellular component: membrane; GABA-A receptor complex; synapse. The record is from RefSeq and is a predicted model, not a curated record.
GCAUACCUCGUUGUUUUGAAGAACAGGAAGAUGUUGAAAAGUUUUAUUUGUAGGAUAAUUUUUCUUUUUCAUCUUUUUAUAAUAGGUUCCUGUCAUUUUCCAAAACCUUUAGAAUUAGAAAACAUCACGGAUGUUUUAAAGCACCUUCUUGACAACUAUGACAUUCGACUUCGACCAAAUUUUGGAGGGAAACCACUAUUUGUUGGAAUGGAUUUACAUAUCGCAAGUUUCGAUGCAAUAUCUGAAGUCAAUAUGGAUUACACUCUUACUCUUUAUUUACACCAGUAUUGGCAAGAUUCAAGACUUGCUUUCAGCACUCAUCCUUAUGAGCUCACUCUUUCUGGAGAAUUUGCUGCCAAAAUUUGGGUUCCAGAUACCUUUUUUGCCAAUGAUAAAAACUCUUUUCUGCAUGAUGUUACGGAAAAGAAUAAAAUGGUUAGACUUCAAUCCGAUGGUGAAAUAAAGUAUGGAAUGAGAUUUACUACUACUCUUGCAUGUAUGAUGGAUUUGCAUUAUUAUCCUCUGGAUUCUCAGAAUUGUACUCUAGAAAUCGAAAGUUAUGGUUACACAGUUGAAGAUGUUCAGAUGUAUUGGAAGAGUGAAGCUGUUGUUGGGGUAGAAAAAGCUGAGUUAUCACAGUUCACAAUAUUGGAUUAUGCUGCUACAGUUCGACAGGAAACUCUUGCUUCAGGUACAUACCAGCGCCUUUCUUUGAGUUUUUUACUAAAAAGAAAUGUUGGAUAUUUUAUUUUUCAAACGUAUUUGCCAUGCAUUUUAAUUGUUAUGCUUUCAUGGGUAUCAUUUUGGAUCAAUCAUGAAGCUACCUCUGCCAGAGUUGCAUUAGGAAUUACUACUGUUUUGACUAUGACUACUAUUAGUACUGGUGUACGAUCAUCUCUUCCAAGAAUUUCCUACGUUAAAGCAAUUGAUAUAUAUUUAGUUAUGUGUUUUGUGUUUGUUUUUGCUGCUUUGCUGGAAUAUGCAGCGGUAAAUUACACCUAUUGGGGAUCUACGCGAGCUAAAAUGAAAGCAAAGAAAUUGAAAGAAUCGAAGGCUGCUACUGAAGUUGCCACGAAUGAAGAAAUAAUCGAGCUUCAAGAUGUAAGAGUUUCACCCAUUCCUUAUCUUCGCAGAAGAAAUAAAGCAUCUGCUUAUAUUACUGACGCACAUUUUCCACCCUCAUUUCGUCGUACUAGAUCAUACUAUUCUCAAGGUUUCAAUCGUAAAUCUCUUGAACGUAGUUCUUUGGAAAGACAAAAGAAACCAUAUGUAUUAAACAGUUUAAAAAGAGGUGCUAAUGUGUUACGAGCAUCGAUCCCAAAAAUAAAAGAUAUUAAUAAAAUUGAUAAAAUGGCUCGAGUGAUAUUUCCGGUAUCAUUUUUACUAUUUAAUUCCAUUUAUUGGUGUUUUUAUGUAUUUUAAUAAAGCAUAGUGAUAAUUAUGUUUUAAGUUCCUCUCCUGAAAUAAUUUUUGUUAUAUUUAGUGCAAAUAAUUGAAAGUUUGUAUGUAUGUAAUGCUGUUACUUAAAAGUAAAUUAAAAUUGAAACUAUGGAUUUAAGAUAAAGUCUCUAAAUUCAUAUGUUGUUCAUUGCCAAGCAUCAAUUACAUAUGAAAAAAGUAGCAAUUUUAAGUGCCUUGCAUCUCAAAAAGGAAAGUUUUUACCUUCGAAAAAUCAAUUUUUACAUUGUUUUAAUUUAAUUUAAAGGGCAUUCAGAAUUUCGUUUUGUAUUUUUUAAAAAAUUCAUUUUAAUGCUUUAUAUCACAACAAUUUUUAUUUAUAUUUUCUUUGAAUAAUAAUGUUCAUGGAUAUUUUUAUUGGCAUAUGAAAUCUUGUAUAUAGAUGCAUUUUAUAAAUAUUAGAUGUAAGACAUACAUCUAAUAUUUAUACAUUUAAAAAUUUAAAUUUCUCAAAUAUUAAUUUUAUUAAAUGACAAAACUAUUCAAAGUACCUAGCCUCGUAUAAAUCGGCUUUAAUAGAGCAUUAUCUGAAUUUGCAUACAUAUAUUUAUUAUUUUGUUUUAAUUUACUCUUGAAAUGUUUGUUUCAUCAUGUGCAGUUAUAUGAAUCACUGUUUUGUGUAUGACGCAUUUUUUCUGUUUAUUUUCAAACACUUCAGUUUCAAAUUUUGCAAGCUUGAGAAAGAUUCAUUAUUGAGUUUCUUUGUUUUAUAUCACUAACAUUUUUUUUUCGGAUAAGAAAAUCUCAAAUUUGUACUUGUAAUUUUCUGAUAUCAAAAUUCAUAUCUGAGCAUACAUUACAGGUAAUUAAUAAUUUAAUACACAGCUGAGGAAACUUGUUAUAUUUUUGCAGAUAUGUGCCUAUUCUCUCUCUCUUUUUUUUUUUUUUUGUAAAAAACUAUAAACUGCUAUCUCAUAUUAUUAAAUGUGGUGAAAUGAAAAAGUUGUUUAUUAAUGAAAGAUGUUCUCUCGGAAAUGUGUGAUCAAUAGCUAAAUAUUGUACAUUUUUUGUGCUUUAUAAAGGACGAAAAAUCUAUUCAAUUUUGUUUAUAUAAUUAUGGGCUAAAUACCAUUAUAGCUGCAUUUUGGUUUUUGAUAGUUUGUCUUUUUGUGAUAUUUCUCAGUUAUAUGGACAAACUUUUGCACAUCUUUGGAUUAUUUAAAAAGUCUCUGUUGAUGAAUAGUAUAUUUUAAUAGCAGUAUUGAUUUCAUUGUGCGGCAUUGAUUGAAUCCCAUUUUAUAACUGUAAUCUUUUAAAUUUUGUAUUUUUUUAGACUCGCACUUUUAAUGUUUUGGGAAGAAAUUCUAUUCUUUUGUAAUUUUAUUCUUUCCAUGCUUUUUAGAUUUCUUUUGGUUAAGUUUUUGUACUUUUUUCAUAAAAACUAUAGUGGUGUGCCUGUUAUUUUUAUAAGCAAUUAUGAAUUUUUUUCAAACAAAUGCUUUCAGCAUUCUUUCAAUCAUUUCAAAUUAUUGGCACUAUCUUCAACAUUUUAAAAUGCUAAACAUCGUGUUUAUUAUUUAAACAUAUUCUUGUCCUGAAUUUAUGCUGCUAGUAUUGUAUUGUAGGUAUAUGAAAAUACUAACUAGAUGCUAGUAUUGAUUUCAUAGGCCUUUGUGCUAUGUGAUGUAUAAAUAUAUUUUGUUUAUUGUAGGUAAAAAUAUUGUUUAUCUGUAAUAACAGCAGACAAAUUAGUUGUUAAAAGAUAUUUAUUUUCUUAUUGUUAAUAUGGACAAAUAAGGAAAAUGAAUGUUACACGUGACAAAGUAAUAUUUACUUAGAAGUCUUAAAUAUCUUUACAAAGGCAUAAGUGUGUUUAUUGCAUAGUUAUUAUAUAUCAGUACUACAAAUGGGAUUAAUAAAAUAAGAAAACACAUAUUUUCCAGUAUGUUUUCUUCAGUAAGCAUGAGGAUACACAAUUUAAAAAUCAUUUAAUAAUUUGGCAUAUAAGUCUUUUGGCACUUAGUUAGUGUAUCUACUGAGCUUUAUCUACUCUUUGUUUUGUCUUCAAAAGUCCCACCUAUGUGUUUAGGACUAUUAAUCUAUCACAAAUAUAACGUUUUAAUUUCAAUCAAAUUGUGGAGCAACACACCUAGUCUAUCAAAAAUGUCACAUACAAUCUUUUGCAAUUUAUUGCCAUAAAUACAUUAUUUUUACUGAAAUCAAUAGUCCUUUACUUGGUAUCUAAAGGCUAUGAAAACUGUAGCUAUGUAACGUUUUUGUAUGUAGCGAUGUAUCUAUAAUUUAGAAUGAGGAAUUUGUGAACCCUGUGCAUUGUGAUGCUAUUUUAGAGAACAUGAAUCUAUUUUAAUCAAGAGACUAUUUAGAAAAAAUUUACUAUUAUUAGUAUUUUACUUUAAUCAUAUACACACCUUAGAUUACAUUAAUAUCUUAACUAAAUAGUGUGCUUGAAAUAAUUUGCUUUCUUUGAAAUACGUUUUAUGGUGCUAUUGAAUGUUCAGAAAAUAAUUAACACCUUGUAUGGUAAUUAUAUAUAUUAUAUAUAAUUAUAGUAAUUAUAUAUAUAUAUAUAUAUAUCCAUCCUUGGUUGAAUUUUUCAAUUGUUACUAUUUUUGAAAAAGUCAAAAUAAUAUUUAAAUCCUAAUUUUUGCAUUGUCUAUUUCUAUUUUACUAACCAGGACAUUAAAGCACCUUACUGUUUUUCAUUUUGUUUGUACUCUCUUGUUUUCUUGCGAAUCAUUUUCCGAACAACAUGCUUCGAUUAUUUUUCUCUUAUUUAUUUAUAUGUUUAUAACUGAAAAUACUUAAGCAGUUAUUGUUUUCAGUAUUAAAAAAUGCAUAGUGUAUUGCAUGAAAAUGCAUUACAAAUUCUUUUUUUUUUAAAUUUCAGAUGCGUUUUCUUAGCCUUAAUCAAAAUGUAGAAAAUGUUGGAAAAAUUUUAAUAAUUUUAAGCAUAUUAAGACUUUUUAAACCUCUAUAUAGAAUGUUUUUCAUUUAUGAAAUACGAAAAUUCACAUGGUCUUCAUUCGUUAAUACAAUUAAAGUGAUGUUAAGAUAAUGGAAAUGUUAUCGAGGUGGGAAAAAUAUGAUAGAUUUUAAACUUAUAGUAGUGCGAAUAAAUUUUUACCAGUCUACAUUGCUACUUUAAAUUUUAGCUGGUAGUUAAAUUUUAAAACCAGGGAAUUACUUUGUAGAAACAUAAUCUUAUUUUCAGAAAUAAUGCCAAUUUUCCCUGUUUAUUUUCAAAAUAAAAUUUAUUGCAUUUAGAUAAUACUUUUUGUCAAACGAUAAACAACUAAUAUAUUUGUUAUUUGCGGAAAUAAAUUUUAAUGAUGCGUGUGAGUAAAAAUUUGCAAUGCAUUUUGAAUAGGUUUGUUGUUUUGUUCUAGCAAAGCUGGAAAUAGAGUCAAUCUAAUGAGUAUUCUCUACUUAUUUUAUAAAAAUUUGUUUAAAUAUGAUAGAUGGAUGUUUCCUACCGCACUUUAACUCUUUAUUGAGCAAAAACUGGACGUUUCUGUGUUAAAAUAUUCCUUUUGUGUAAACUACUGCAUUUAUAAACUGCAUAAAUAUUCUUGUUUAUGUACAUACUUAUGUAUAUGUAUGCCAUAAAAGUAUGUAAAUAUUCAUUUACUUUAAAUUUGCAUUAGACAUUCACAGCUAAAUAAAGGUUUAAAUUAUAGGAGUAUAUGUGUUGAGUUUUAUAAAAGCAACAAAUUACAGUACUAUAUUUUUAGUUUGUAGCUGAGGGUAGCAUUCCGUUGUCAUUUUUUUCACUUAUAAAAUCAUUUUUGGGGCCAUUUGUAGUUUAGAAAUCUUAUGUACAUAUUUUCUAUUUAAAACGUUUUAUAUAUGCUAUAAUGAAAGUGCUCCAGUCUGAAAUUUGUUUCAUUAUUUGAUUACUAAAGUUUUUUUGGACAAUGUGUUUAAAGUUUAUUAUACUCUGAAUACGUAAAUUUUUUAGUACAUAAUUCAGUUUUAGUCUUCAUGCAUUGAUAAUUUCAGUCAUAGGAAGAGUGGGAAAAAGCAAUAAUCUAUUUUAUGAAAUAUUUAUUUUUAAAAAUUAAUUAUUAGGUUUCAGAUUAUGAAAUUAGGAAAACUCCCGUGGAAUGUGAAGAUUUUUUAUUCGAUUUAUUUUAGUACUGUGUUUGGGAAAAACAAUUUGAACUUGAUUAAUAAAUAUUUCACAUUGAAUGGGAAAAUCGCACACACACAUUCGAUUGAUUUUUGUUAUCAGAUUUAUUUUUAAAAUGCGGAGAUUUCUAAUUUAGCAGAUUAUUUUGGACCAAUUUUUUUCUGAAUUAUUUCAUGCAAUUUUCUUUCAUUUGGGAGUGUGAAUGAUAAAAUACAAAUAAAACAGUCUGCAUCAAGGCUACUAGUGGUGAAAAAUUGAAAAGCUUUUAGAAAAAUAUUUGAAUUGUAUCAGAAUUUCAAUAAUAUUUUAAAGUCGCAUUUCCGAUUAUUUUUUCGCAUUGAUUUCUUUUUAACUUAAUAUGGGUUUUUACGGUUUCACUCAAUUUUUGAACUUUCAUACUUUGAAGAUGUAUUUAGAGUUUGAUAUUAUGAAAUAUUUUUUAACAGUUGCGUUUAUAGUUUAACAAUUGCAUUUAUUUUUAAUUCUUUACUUCUAAAAUUUUUUCAAGUGUUGAAAAAUUACAUCUAAACUAAUAUAUAGGGAUGCAUAAAUGAUUAAGUGAAUUCAUUAUUUAAAUAUAUUUUUAGUAUUUUACUUUUAAGUUAAGAGUAAAAAAUAAUACCUAUGCUUUCUUCUCUCAUUUAUGAUAAUUAUUUAUGAAAACUAUCAGUGCCGUCUUUUAAAAUUAGUUCUUUCGGCUAGAAUAAUAUGGCGCCCACCAAAGCUGUAAGUAAUCUGUGCACUCUUAGCCCUAUGAAAAUAUCUAUUUAAUAAAACAAUUGGGAAGGUAAAAAAUAUAAGUGCAUUAAUAAGUGUAUAAUAAAUGCAUUACAAUUUUGUAAAUAAAAAAUAUCAAGAAAAUCAGUGCAGUACAUUUUAAGGCCCCCUUGAAUAGAUGAUACCCGCGAGCUAAAUCCCCAUCAACCUAUUGGAUAAGACGGUACUGAAAACUAUUUUCAAUUAUUAUACUUAAUGCAAUCUGCGAGUUUAAACCAUGUAUUUAAUUAUUUAGCUUUAACAGAAAACAGUAAUUGUUUUGUGCACUUUUUUUAAAACAGAUGUUUAUUAAAA